AUGGGUGAAGAUGACGAGAUCCUGACCGUUAUCAGAAGAGUGGAUGACAACUGGGCAGAAGGCAUGCUGGGAGACAAGAUUGGGAUUUUCCCCUUGCUAUAUGUGGAGCUCAACGACUCAGCCAAGCAGCUCAUUGAGAUGGACAAGCCAUGCCCAGCGGCUGCAUCUGGCUGCCACGCCCCCUUGCCCUCUGACCCUGGCGCGGCAUCCAGUGUGCCCCCAGGACCCACAUUAAGCAGUACGGGGGCGGUCAGUGCCUUUCAGCGGCGUGUGGACAGCAAGAAGAAUGCCAAGAAGCGCCACUCCUUCACCGCGCUCAGUGUGACACACAAGUCCUCCCAAGCCACAAGCCACAGGCACUCCAUGGAAAUCAGCGCUCCGGUCUUGAUCAGCUCCAGCGAUCCCCGGGCUGCAGCCAGAAUCGCAGACCUGGCUCAUCUGUCCUGCAGUGCUCCCGCCCAGGACUCCUCUUCCUCGGCCGGACCCGCCCCAGCAACUGAACAGCAAAGCACAGCUCCCAAAGUCCAGCUGCCCCUCAACGUGUACCUGGCGCUCUAUGCUUACAAGCCCCAGAAGAACGAUGAGCUGGAGCUGCGGAAAGGCGAGAUGUACCGGGUCCUAGAGAAGUGUCAGGAUGGCUGGUUCAAGGGGACGUCCCUGAGGACUGGGCUGUCUGGGGUGUUCCCAGGAAACUACGUGACACCCGUCUCCAGGGCUCCUGUAGGAGGGGCUGGGCCACCCCGGAAUAAUGUCGUUGGAGGGUCUCCGCUGGCCAAAGGGAUGGCCACAACCAUCCACCCAGGUGGUGGAAGUCUGAGCAGCCCAGCCACUGCCACAAGGCCGGCCCUUCCCCUCACCAUCCCCCAGGCCCAGCACCAGGCAGCUUCUCCCCCGAUGAGCAGUUGCCUGCGGCACACAGCCCAGCCAGCCACCAGCCAAGCCCGGGGCACUGUCCCCACAGCUGCCCACUCUUCAGCCCAGGCCCAGGACCGACCAACGGCCACCGUGUCGCCCCUGCGCACCCAGAACUCCCCAUCCCGCCUGCCCGCCGCCAGCCUCAGGCCCCACUCGGUGGUGUCCCCGCAGCACGUGCACCAGCCUCCCGUGCAGACGGUCAUCGGGGCCCCGUGCCCCCGACCAGCCAUCCCACUCACAUCCGCAGCGUCCGCCGUCACACCUCCCAAUGUCAGUGCCGCCAACCUCAACGGGGAGGCCGGAGGGGGGCCUGCCAGUGGCCUGUCAUCGUCCAGCCCCACCAACACUGGAUGCAAACCAGAUGACAAGAAAAAUGAAAAGAAAGAGAAGAAGAGUGGGCUGCUGAAGCUUCUCGCUGGGGCAUCCACCAAGAAGAAAUCUCGCUCCCCACCGUCCAUCUCUCCAACCCACGACCCCCAGGUGGCAGUGGACACCUCACUCCAGGGUGCAGUGGGGCCCGAAGUGUCCUCGCUGUCCAUCCACGGCAGGGCAGGGUCCUGCCCCAUAGAGAGCGAGAUGCAAGGUGCCGUGGGCAUGGAACCACUGCACAGAAAGGCGGGCUCCUUGGAUCUGAACUUCUCCUCAUCCCCCUCCAGGCAAGCACCUCUCUCCAUGGCUGCCAUUCGUCCUGAGCCCAAGCCUUUGUCCAGGGAGAGGUACCGCGUGGUGGUCUCGUAUCCUCCCCAGAGUGAGGCGGAGAUUGAGCUGAAGGAAGGCGACAUUGUCUUUGUGCACAAGAAGCGGGAGGACGGCUGGUACAAGGGGACCCUGCAGAGGAACGGCCGCACCGGUCUCUUCCCGGGCAGCUUUGUGGAGAGCUUCUGAAGACACGCUCCCCACACCCCGCUCCCCAGGCACGAAGGCUCCCCGAGAUCCCCAGGGGGCAGAGAGAGGCAGUCAGGCCACGGAGGGUCCAGGUCCCUUUCGAGGCUCCUGGCGAGGCCACCCUGGACGGGGACGGGAGCCGGGGGAUGUGGAGGUCGUGCCUUUGCCCACAACCCCCCACCAAGAGCACACCCUGGGGGUCAUUCUCCGACAAAAUGCUUCCCUCUGCGUAAACUGUAAAGAAAUAUCUUUGAAAAGAGAAGCUGCUGAUGUGGGUCGAUUGGCUCUGUGACGGACUGCUAAGCGGCAGCAUUCUUGUUCGCUGCCCACACGAGCCUGGAAGCUGCGGAAGGGCUGCAGGGCUUGGGUGGCGGGCACGGGGCCCAGGGCAUUGGCAGAAUGUCUUGACGAGCUGCCCUGGGCUUCUCGUGGGGGGUCCAGAUUGCUCCAUCACCUCUCUAUAUACCUCAGUCGCCUGCCACCUGGCUACUCAGCAGGGGUGUUCCCGGCGCAGGGCCUUGGCCGGGUGGCCAGCGUCCCUGGGGCAGCCCAGCACGCAGCUCCUGUUGGAGGCACGAGAUCGCACUUGGCUUCGUCUCCUACCCAUAUUAUAAGCCACACGUUUCGUUUUGCCGCCACUGUCCCUUUGCAUUGCUUCUUUCUUACAACAUCUUUUUAAAGUAAAGCUGUUAGACUUUCUAUAUUUCUAAUAGGUCAUACAUUGCCUAUUUUUCAUACAUCUGGUGCUGCCUUUUUGUAAAACCAGUUUUGACUUGGUUGAGCUUGAAAGAAAAAAAUGAGCUGAUAUCAAGUGGGCAGAAUUUUUAUAUGUACCAUGUGAAUUUUGGAAAACUCUGAAAAGCCCACAUACUUAACAUCAGUGCUGGCUACUGGUCUGUGAAGAAGAGGGAACCCAUUUAAGUGGUUGGAGGGAGUUUGGAAAAAGCCAAUUUCUUUAAACCCUUACCAAAGCCCCAUGCUAUGUCUAGACAGUGGUAAUUAUUAUUCAAGAACUGGAACCAUUUCAAGGAAGGGUCACUAUAAUUGCCUUUUGUGUGGCAGUAAAAAGAACAUGAAGGUCAACCCCAGCCUAGGAAGGCAGAAUUUUCCUUUUAUUGCUUUAGAGAAAAUGACUAAUGCUAAUGCAUUAUCAAAAUAUGAUUUCUCAGUACUGAAACGUGCAGUUUUCAACCACAGUUCAGAUUUACCACCUUGUGACGGUUUUGUCUUUUUUUUUUUUUUUAAAUAAAUGCUUCCCUAUCAGGCAGUACAAAUGUUGGUGUAGAGACUGGAAGUACAACGAGGAGAAAAGGGAUUUGAGCCAUUGCUGCAGACUUGCAGAAUCCAAGGGAGCCGGGAGGAGAGAGAGGGGAAGGGGCACCUUUGAUCCUGGGACCUUGCCCUGGACAGGGUCCAUCAAGGCCUCUUCCUGAGCCCAGCAGCCCAGCCCUCCCACAGACACGGACGGGAGAAGCCCUGUCAUGAGGCAGUCUCGUUCUCAAGAGAGUCAGACCUUAAGGAUAGGAAUGUUCCUAUCAGCUCAAAGUCACAAUUCAUAAGCCCCUUCUCUCUUUACUGUUAUAAAGCCACUCAAGUUUAAAUUAGGCUGACUAAAUUAGCCUUUGGUAACAUAGGAUCGCCUGGUUUUCAAAGAUGCAACAAAAUCCAGAAACACAUUCCCUCGCUUGAUGCCAAAUACCCUCUGAAAUACCAAAUACUUAUUUUCAGAGUUCCUAAUUUGGGGAUGUGACUUGGCUAUCUGUUACCUCCAGGUGGCUACCAUGCUGGUGGGAUCACGCCUAGACAAAGGCUCUUCUCCUCUCUCCAGAUGAUCAUAGAUUUAAGAGACUUGAGAAAUUUGUUCUGAAUCAAAGAAACACAAAAUCCAGCUUAAACCCAGGGAGCCCUGGACAUGAGUUAAUGACAACCAGAAGGUAUCCACUUACCAUUGAUGCCAAAUGAGUCACCUGCCAGGCACAAAAAUCAUGUGCGUGUUUAAAAUAAUGCCAUCACCAAAAAUGUGCAUGGAUUAACAUGCUGAGUGAGACACGGGUUCCCCAGGGAGACCAGAACUAACUCAAAUCCCCAGAUAAUAAGGAAAUCUUUUUUAAAAACAUGAAGGCAGUUACCAAGCAACAAAACAGACUAACUUGGACCUUAUUUCCUCUCCCAGCCACCGCCCACACGAUGCUCGUGGUAGGUGGGAAUCGCUGAACAGCCUAGUGAGGCAGCAGCAACCAGCACCCCUCACGGCAGAGAGCUGGGGCCAGCGUCCAGUGCCUUUGCAAGGCAUCAGCUGGCCUCUCUUGUGGCAGAGUUGGGGCAGGCAUUGGUAUGACCUCGGGAAGGAAACAAGGCCAUGCGCCAACCAUCACCAGGACAUCCUUUGGGGUGGGACUCCCAGACAGCAGGGAAGUGCACGACCAGCCCCCACGCUCUGGGCUGCUGGCAAACACAUCCCGCCAAAUCCAUCAGCCUUCGUGACCAUUUAGCCCACAGACAAGAGCAGGAGCAGAAUUAGACCCUUUGGGCCAACUUGCCCUGAAGAACAAACUCAUUUUGGCUACUAAGAUGAAACCAGCACUUUGUCUGAACCCUCACAUUCUACCCUGGUCCAGCAACUUACACUUCUUGGUUAUCAGUGGCAUUUGGCAGCCAAGGUGACUCACUUUGAGGAAUGCAGUAGAGUCCAUAGCCACCACUGAGGUCAGCGGACACUGAAAUGACGGGGAUAUCUGGUCCACCAAAGGGCCUCAGAAGUGGAGUGGGGAGACCGUGGGCAAACAAUUCCCUGGCAGCCUCACUGUGUGAAUACCAGGCUCUGGCACCCCAAACAAGCUCAGCUGCCUGGCUGGGAAGUUCUUUGUACUUUGCACAGUUCACACACACACAUACACACACACACCAAUGAUUUUGUUAUACACAAAUGUCAGCGUGUGAUUUUGGAAGAACUGACAGUGACGACAAACUAUGAUGCCUGUGUUUCUGAGUCUUUAAAUAAAAAUGAACAUGGAGAGG
Messenger RNA from Leptonychotes weddellii (Weddell seal), 4818 nucleotides. The record is from RefSeq and is a predicted model, not a curated record. NCBI's taxonomy places the organism in Eukaryota, Metazoa, Chordata, Mammalia, Carnivora, Phocidae.